Molecule: messenger RNA, 486 nt
Organism: Drosophila rhopaloa
Lineage: Eukaryota; Metazoa; Arthropoda; Insecta; Diptera; Drosophilidae
Exons: 2
Coding region: 1-486 (161 amino acids)
Source: RefSeq, a predicted model, not a curated record
AUGGUAACUUGCCAUGCCAUCCUUACUGGAUAUUUGGCCAUAUUAGUAACUUUAAGUUAUGCAGAAGCUGACGCAGGAUUGGAUCUGGGACCGAUAUCCUUGCCGGCAAACGAUCAGGUUUGCCAGUGCUCCCUGACGAUGUCCUGCAGCUGUUGCCAAAGUGUUACGGUUGACCUUAUGAAUCAAACCAGUACUGUUUGUCUUACCGUCCAGAUUGGUCUAACUACCGGAUCGAUAGAUUUGGAGGCUACAAUGGAUGGUAAUUCGGUGGCCAAGUUAUCCAUGAGCACCCUGAAACCGCCCAAAUUUUGCCUGCCAGUGGUCUCGCUGGCUUCCCUGGACAUGUGCCUCAAAGUGAACUUCCAGUUUGAAGGAGUCGGGGUCAAGGUCUGCCCCAACAUCUAUACCAACUAUGCCACCAGUCAGGUCGUCAGCUACGAUUUUCCCUGCAUUCAGGCGGGACUGGAUGGCGUGAGCCUGGCUUAG